AUCUCUGAGCGAUCGACAAUCGGCAUCAAUUUGCAUAAAGUCUUCUCAGCCAUAAUGGCUACCGGGCGGUUUAAGUUUUCGAACAGUUUCGUAGUUUUACUACUCCUAAAUGGAGUACUGGCUGUUGAUCACAGUGUGUUUAAAACAUGCGCUCAAAGUGGAUUUUGUCGUCGAAAUCGUCAGUUCGAGCCUCAAGACAGCGCUUUUGUAGUGGACAACAACUCAAUCGAUAUACGUCACAAUGUAGUGACCAUGGAUAUGCAUGAUACCGCGAACAAUUACUGGUAUACUCUAAGCUUCAGUUCGGUUCAUGAGAAUAUCUUUCAUUUUGAAAUCAAUGAAAAAUAUCCACUUAGAGAUCGUUAUCGAGUGACUGACGCCUUGGUGAAUGAGUUGAAGCCUCGUGGUGUAUUAAUAGAAAGUUCAAAACAUGCAAUUACCAUCCGGGACAAUACCAAAAGAGCAGAGAUUCAGGUGAAACCGUUCAAGAUCGAUUUUUAUGACCAUGACACACUCAUGGUUUCUUCUAAUGCCAAAGGAAUGCUUAAGUUCUUGCAUUCAAGGCAAAAACCUUCUCUUCCAAAGGAAGGUGAGUGGGAGGAAGAAUUUAACGGUUUCGUUGAUAGUAAACCCAGAGGACCGGAAUCGUUGGGGAUGGAUUUCACAUUUCAUCAUGCUGCAGUAAUGUUCGGAAUUCCGGAGCAUGCUGAUGAUUUUAUUUUAAAGGAAACAAUCCAUGAAGCGAGCGACCCCUACCGUUUAUAUAAUCUGGAUGUGUUUGAAUAUGAAGUAAACAGCAAAAUGGCUCUAUAUGGGUCGAUUCCUGUAGUUUAUGGACAUGGAUCUUCUGGGACAUCAGGAGUGUACUGGAAAAACUCGGCUGAAACGUGGGUUGACGUUUCUUAUGUGAAUGAUACCUAUGUGAAUAUCUUCUCUGAAAGUGGAAUCAUUGAUGCAUUUGUGAUGUUGGGUCCUUCGCCGAUUGAUACAUUCCGGCAAUACACAUUCCUAACCGGAACCGCACCACUGCCACAGAUGUUCGCCCUUGGUUAUCACCAAAGUCGUUGGAACUAUGACAAUGAAUCGGAUGUGGCCCUAAUUGAUAGAAAAUUUGAAGAGUACAAUAUUCCGUUGGAUUGCAUUUGGCUGGACAUUGAGUACACUGAUGGAAAGCGUUACUUCACGUGGGAUUCGACAAACUUCCCAAACCCCUUGGAGCUGAUUAACAACCUGACGUUGAAUGGCCGACAUCUGACUAUGAUAAUUGAUCCACAUGUAAAAGUAGACGAGAACUACUUUUUCCAUCAAGAUUGCGUUUCGAGUGAUUACUACGUGAAAAACAAAAAUGGCGAAAAUUUCGAAGGUGAUUGUUGGCCAGGGCUUUCAAGUUACACGGAUUUCUUAAAUCCUCAAGCUCGUCAGUACUACGCUAAUCAGUAUUUGCUUGACAAUUUUAAAUUAUCAACCCGCGAAAUAGGUAUAUGGAACGAUAUGAAUGAACCGUCAGUAUUCAACAGUGUAGAAGUUACAAUGCCAAAAGAUAAUUUGCAUUACGGUGGCUGGGAACAUAGGGAUGUGCAUAACAUUUUUGGCUUUUAUCAUACUAUGGCAACCUAUGAUGGACUCAUGCAAAGAAAUGAAGGUCUUUACAGGCCAUUCGUGCUGACCAGGGCAUUUUUCGCUGGAUCCCAGAGAUACUCUGCAGUUUGGACGGGAGAUAACACAGCUACAUGGGAACAUCUGCGAGCAUCGAUAAAAAUGUGUUUGUCACUAUCGGUAUCCGGAAUAAGCUUCGUUGGAGCAGACGUAGGAGGAUUUUUCGAACAUCCCAGUGGAGAAUUGAUAUCUCGUUGGUAUCAAUUGGCGGCCUUCCAACCAUUUUUCCGCGGCCAUGCUCAUAUGGAUACGCCUCGUCGAGAACCCUGGAUGUGGCCUGAAAACGUACAAGUAGCAACUAGAGAUGCCAUCCAAAAGCGUUACCGGUUGCUGCCUUUCUGGUACACCUUGUUUUAUGAACACGAGCGUGAUGGAGCUCCGAUAAUGCGUCCAAUGCUUGCCCAAUAUCCAAAUGAUCCAGUCACAUUUAAAAUUGAAAACCAAUAUCUUCUUGGAGAUCAGUUACUUGUAGCUCCCACUCUCUAUCCUGGUCAGACAAAUGUUUCCGUCUAUUUCCCAGUGAAGAAAGAUGGGACAUCUGAUGUAUGGUAUGACAUCGAUAAUCAUCAUAUAUUUAAUCAUGCUGGGUUCGUAACGGUGAUGGUUGAUGAACUCAAAAUUCCGGUCUUUCAAAGGGGAGGCACAGUUAUUCCAAUAAAAAGAAUUGCUCGUAAGUCAAGCAUGCUCAUGAGACAGGACCCUUACGCUCUGAUAGUUGCAUUAAACGACAAGGGUCGUGCAAAAGGAACAUUGUACAUCGAUGAUGAAGAAAGUAUGGCGUACCGUCAUGGAAGUUAUAUGCUCACACAAUUUGAGUUUAGAAACAAUAAACUCAUGCCUAGAAACAUUGAUAAAUCGACAUUUAAAUCUGGAGCUACGAUUGAAUCAGUAACUAUCUUGGGUCUUUCCGAGGAAAUUUCGACCGUGAAGGUUUCGCGGCAACAGUACGUUCGCAUAUCUGAUGUAGUUGCCACUGGAAACAUCGUAAUGAUGGAAAAUCUACAGCUUGAGAUGGGCACCGAUUGGUGGAUAGAGUUUUCUUGAACUGUAUAUCGAACUUUCUGAUGAAUCGAAUUUAUGUGCUAAAAUAAAAAUAAACAGUACUUGUCAGUGCUACUGAAACAGUA
Molecule: messenger RNA, 2783 nt
Organism: Aedes aegypti (yellow fever mosquito)
Lineage: Eukaryota; Metazoa; Arthropoda; Insecta; Diptera; Culicidae
Product: neutral alpha-glucosidase AB-like
Exons: 3
Coding region: 55-2700 (881 amino acids)
Biological process (GO): carbohydrate metabolic process; N-glycan processing
Molecular function (GO): alpha-glucosidase activity; carbohydrate binding
Source: RefSeq, a predicted model, not a curated record